AUGUCUCAAUUUUACUCGUACAGCUACGUCAAUGAUCAACAAGUCUCAUUCCUCGACAUAUCCCAUUCCACUAAUCAAAUGUCUUAUGCGCCAAGCGAUUAUUCAUACCUCUCCCACAUCCCCUACGAUCAGCAAACGGAUAUGAUGACCGAUUACAGCGACGUGAUGAGCUACCAUCAGCUAACGGAGUUCGACAACCCGGACAACCACUCAAUCGCGCCAGCCCCUCACUCCCCCAACACCAGCGGCGAGUCCCUGGCCCACUCGCUCGAAUCGCCGGACCACAGCGACAAGAGCCAGCUCUGUGUGAACGAGACGGUGAUUUCAAGAAGCGCAAGGCAGAUCCGCAAGCUGCCCAUCCGCAGGACCGUGCCCAAAGACCAGCAAGUAACGAAAGAGUGCCAGAAAUGCGGAAAAAAGAUUGACCACCGCAACAAGACCCGCCAUUCGGCUUUCCAUUCUAAGUUGUUCCGAUUCGAGUGCAAGGAAUGUGACUACAAGUCUCAUCUGCGCCACAACAUGUCCACCCACAUCCGCUUCAAGCACGGCGGUGUCGCCGACUUCAGCGAGAAAAAGUCGAUCGACUUAGCAAAGGAGCGCACCCGUGUCUACGCCGAAUGCUUUGGAGGCUAUCAGCGCAAUCAUGCUCUUCGUAUUCUCAGCGGCCAGAAGGAGAUCACUGAUCUGAGCUUCCUCGCCGACUCGAUUGUCACCAACAUCUCCACCGGCUCCGAUAUCAGCAUGCUGAUCGAGCCCGAGGAAGAGGCCGCCGACGCCGAGACGAUCGAAUGCCUGGGGGAGCAAACGGUGUCCUCGCGCGUCGUGACGGCCCUGAAGAAGGGCAAAGCGCAGAAGUGCCAGAAAUGCUCUCGUUUCGUCGGGCCGAACAAGAAGUUCAUGCACGCGAUGAUCCAUUCGCACAUGAAGCGCUUCAGAUGCAGUGAAUGCGGUGUCUGCCACGGCUACAAGCAGAAUCUCCAGAACCACAUCCGCGUCGCCCACCACAACGGAGCCCACGUCAUCGACGAGCUCAAUGACGAGAUGAAGGCCGAAUUCGAGCGUCUGGUGCGCGAGUGCUUCCCGGAGACGAAGCGCACCCGGGCCGCUUAUUGCGAAGGACGCACGCCCGACGCCAAGCACAAGGUGCUAGCCAUCGAGCAGCUCAACGUGGCUGCUGCAUCGGAUUUUGCAUCGACUUCAGUCGCCCGGCACAACGGCAGCCCGCCUCCCGUCGAAGUCGAGGUUCCGCUCUUCCAAGCCGGCGAAGACAAGAAGAACCUCAUCGCCAUCGACUCUCAA
Molecule: messenger RNA, 1299 nt
Organism: Mesorhabditis spiculigera
Lineage: Eukaryota; Metazoa; Nematoda; Chromadorea; Rhabditida; Rhabditidae
Source: the annotation of a GenBank genome assembly